Nicrophorus vespilloides is the source of this 544-nucleotide messenger RNA. RefSeq lists its product as uncharacterized. Bases 106 to 480 code for a protein of 124 amino acids. NCBI's taxonomy places the organism in Eukaryota, Metazoa, Arthropoda, Insecta, Coleoptera, Silphidae. The transcript is spliced from 3 exons. The record is from RefSeq and is a predicted model, not a curated record.
AACAAAAGAAAAGUAAAAGAAUAAUGGUAAGGUCCUAAUGGCUUCGGAGAGUUGAAAAACUGGUUCCGAGGUGCACUCUUGUUUUGCACAUCUUCAAUCUCGGUGAUGACUCUGUGCAAGAUGUUGGGAUUUCUUAUGCUGCUCAUCGCGGCGAGUAAAUCGCAAAUCCACUUCAACGAGGAGAAAGCACCUUGCGACAUCACUUACAGCGAUCUCCACUGCAUCCACAUCAAUAAAUGUCCAGAAGCGCUUUCUGGGAUCCGAAGAGGAAUAUUCCCGAAACCAUGCGGAUUUGAAGGGAAGAUGCCCUUGGUUUGCUGCAACGAAUUAACCAAACCGGGCAAAAGAAGUAUCAGGCAAUGCGAUCAUACCUAUGAGAAGGUGAAAAUUGAUGGUGAAGGUACGAUCAAGUAUACGGCUUUGGUCCUUCCGAAGCAAACUCUAUCGGAGCAGUAUCCGCACAUGGUACGUUCUCAAUGACAAUUGCUUGUAGAUAUUCCGUCGUAUAUUAUUAGAAUUAAUGUGAAAUAAUAAAUGAAGUAUU